AUGACGUCACCACUUAUCGGCACUCGGCAGUCCUCAAACGCCCCGGGCCAGAUAAUGAGGAGUCAAGGGGAGGUCAUGGGCAGGAAGUUCAUGGUAGUUUAAGUAUAUUUUCCCGACGUCAGUCGUGUGGAAAAAGUGAGGUUUUUGACGCCUUCCUUGUGUUAAAACAAGGCGAAAACAGACAACUCAGUGGGCGAUUGCAUGGGUUCAGCGUACAUUGGAAGAUUAAAAAGAUCAAGGGACAGCGCACAGCCAACAUUAAUGAGGCUCAACGGAUUAUUAAAUUGAACGAUAUUUGUUUUUUUUAUAAAUAAUCACUGUAAGUUGGCAUUGAUUAAAAUGAGGCUUUUACGGUUUCUUAUGAAAUCCGCAUCAAUCGAAAAACACAUAGAUUACUACUCCAGGUUUUCACCGUCGCCUCUUUCCAUGAAACAGUUCUUAGAUUUUGGGACGGAAAACGCCUGCGAAAGAACAUCCUUCAUGUUCCUGAGACAGGAGCUGCCAGUAAGGUUGGCAAACAUCAUGAAGGAAAUAAACUUGCUGCCCGACAACCUGCUGAAAAUGCCUUCUGUUAUGCUGGUGCAGAGUUGGUAUAUGCAGAGUCUUGAGGAAAUACUACAGUUUAAGAAUAAAGGCGCUGAUGAGAAAGUUAUAUACGAUUUCACAGAUGCUGUCAUUAAGAUCCGCAACAGACACAAUGAUGUCAUCCCCACCAUGGCCGAGGGGGUGGUGGAGUACAAAGAGGCCCACGGCAUGGACCCGGUGACCAGCCAGAAUGUGCAGUACUUCCUGGACCGUUUCUUCAUGAGCCGCAUCUCCAUCCGGAUGCUGCUGAACCAACACACUUUACUCUUUGGUGGAAAGGUUCCAGCAAACCCUGCCCACCCUAAACAGAUUGGCAGUAUUGACCCCAACUGCAAGGUCACAGAAGUGGUGAAGGAUGCAUACCAGAAUGCUAGAAAAUUAUGUGAUCUGUAUUAUAAGAACUCACCAGAGUUGAAGCUGGAAGAACUGAACGCCAAAGAGCCUGGAACGCCCAUAAUGGUGGUGUAUGUGCCUUCUCACCUUUACCAUAUGGCAUUUGAGCUUAUUAAGAAUGCCAUGCGGGCCACCAUGGAGUUCUGCAGAGACAAUGAAUGCCCUGAAGUUCAUGUACACAUCACCCUUGGGAAUGAAGACCUAACCGUGAAGGUGAGCGACCGAGGAGGGGGUGUGCCCUUGAGGAAGAUCGAUAGGCUAUUUACCUACACCUACUCCACGGCCCCCCGACCCCGCAUGGAGACCUCCUGGGGGACCCCCCUGGCUGGCUUUGGUUAUGGCCUGCCCAUCUCACGCUUGUAUGCCAGAUACUUUCAAGGUGACCUGAAGCUGUAUUCCAUGGAGGGCUAUGGCACCGAUGCUGUGAUAUACAUCCGGGCAUUAUCCACGGAGUCCAUAGAGAGGCUUCCGGUCUACAACAAGUCCGCUUGGAGACACUACAGGACGAUUCACGAGGCCGACGACUGGAGCGUGCCCAGCAAAGAGCCCAGGGAUGCGGCCACUUUCCGAGGAUCCUAAGUCUGAAGCUGGAGUCACAUCGCCAUGCUGCAGACUGCAGGGACAGAAGGAACAAGAGACCUUUCCAUUAUUCAUAAUUUUCCACGAGCGAGUGAUUGACAAGCUCCUUUAAGAAGAGAAAGGUUUUAGCGUAUUCAGCUGCCUACGCCUUACUGGUGGUUUUUUUUUAUGCUACCAUUAUGAUGCUGUGAGUGUGAAAAUGCAGAUUUAAGUUUUUUUUCUUAAGAUAUGUGAAUUUUUGCUGUAGUGGUAACCAUUUCCACGGUCAGACAUUUUAGAUAUUUCUUUUGCUGCGGCUGAAUGAGCAGGUCGCCUGCCAUGGUCACUGUUCACAGUGCAGGUACUCAUGAAACGCAUGAUGAAAGCUGGACUGAAUGUGCUUGCCAAUUCUAGCUACGAAGUAUUGUCCUAUCAGGGCUUUUGGGCCUGGUGGUUUCUGUCGUACCCCUGCUGUUUGGUUCAGAUACAUUUUUUUAUCUAGAAAUGAAUAUUUCUUGCCUCGAACACAUGGGAAAAUUUGCCUCUGAGCAGGAAAAUAGGCAUUUAUACCCUGUUCCCACAGAAAGCCACAUUGAUACCCACAAGAUUUUAACAGAUAGACUCUACAAUGCUGGUAAGGUACUAUUGCCCAAAUGUUGCUUUAAAACUUACUUUCAAUUCUGAAGCUGCUUUGAUGUGCAAAGGUCAUAUGGCUUAGCAUUUAACAGAUUAAUGUAGCUAGAGGGUUAUAAUGUGUUUUCAUUUACCGGUAUUUGUUUAAUAAGCUUAUACAGUAUUUUCCAUGUAUGGUGCCUUCAGGGCAAGAAGGUACCUUUGAUAAGUAAAACUGCACAGUUUACCAUUUU
Molecule: messenger RNA, 2402 nt
Organism: Paramormyrops kingsleyae
Lineage: Eukaryota; Metazoa; Chordata; Actinopteri; Osteoglossiformes; Mormyridae
Product: pyruvate dehydrogenase (acetyl-transferring) kinase isozyme 1, mitochondrial-like
Biological process (GO): protein phosphorylation; regulation of glucose metabolic process
Cellular component (GO): mitochondrion
Molecular function (GO): pyruvate dehydrogenase (acetyl-transferring) kinase activity
Source: RefSeq, a predicted model, not a curated record